This is a messenger RNA of Parnassius mnemosyne (clouded apollo), 1224 nucleotides long. NCBI's taxonomy places the organism in Eukaryota, Metazoa, Arthropoda, Insecta, Lepidoptera, Papilionidae. The record is from the annotation of a GenBank genome assembly.
AUGACGUCACGCGAACGCGAAGUACUUUCACGCUUGCGCACAGACCAUCUUAAUAUGGAAGAGCGCAUUAACUUAGAGAAUCUGUGUCAAAAAUAUGCAGAUAUAUUUUAUAUUGACGGAGAGGCCUUGACUUUUACAAAUAAGAUUAAACACAAGAUUAGGACAUCUGAUGAGAUGCCGGUCUUCACAAAAAGUUAUCGUUACCCUUACAUACACCGCGACGAGGUCAGGGAUCAGAUAGGGAAAAUGCUAAGUCAGGGUAUAAUUAGACCAUCGGAAUCUGCCUGGAGCUCCCCUAUUUGGAUAGUACCAAAAAAACCUGAUGCUUCAGGAAAGACCAAAUGGCGUUUAGUCGUAGACUUUCGGAAAUUAAAUGAAAAAACUAUUGACGACAAAUAUCCGAUUCCCAACAUUAAUGACGUUUUGGAUAAGCUAGAAUAUACAGAUUGCUUUGAAAAAUGUAAAAACCUUUUAACUAAUGAUCCGAUUUUGCAAUACCCAAACUUUAAUAAGGAGUUCAUCUUAACUACCGAUGCUUCCAACGUAGCUUUAGGCGCUAUAUUAUCACAAGGCCCCGAAGGUGCAGACAAACAGAUUUGUUACGCUUCUCGCACGCUAAACGACAGUGAGUUAAAUUAUAGCACAAUAGAGAAGGAGCUCCUCGCGAUCGUUUGGGCAACCAAAUAUUUCCGGCCCUACCUUUUUGGCCGCAAAUUUAAAAUCAUUACCGACCAUAAGCCGCUUCAGUGGGUCAUGCAGCUAAAAGAACCUAAUGCGCGUCUAACUAGAUGGAAACUCAAGUUAUCCGAGUAUGAUUUCACUGUUAAGUAUAAAAGUGGUAAAUCGAACACUAACGCUGAUGCCCUUUCGCGCGUCGAGAUACAUAACGAGGAAACGGAUUCGAUGAUUGCUCUCGCGUCGGAACGACCGCCCUCUGUGGAAAAUUCGUCCACAGCAUCCGCACAUACCAGUAAGGAAAACCCCAUUCUCGAAGUUCCUAUUGUAGACCAGCCGCUUAACAAAUUCCAUAGGCAGAUUGUUAUCUCCGUGGUUGGUGACAUAAAGAAACGCCCCGUAGCUUCCAAGCCGUUUGACACCCAUAACAGAAUAGCUGUGCAAGUAUCUAAAUCAGACCUUGAGAAUGACGUUCACCUGCUGACACCGCUCACGCGUGCCGCCACCGGACGCAACGGAUCACCGCCGCUGACACAGCACCCCGAUUGA